Molecule: messenger RNA, 3018 nt
Organism: Adineta steineri
Lineage: Eukaryota; Metazoa; Rotifera; Eurotatoria; Adinetida; Adinetidae
Source: the annotation of a GenBank genome assembly
AUGCGAAUCUUUAAAGAGAUUCAUCUUAUCUUCAUCAUUACCUUUCUUGGUGUAUUAGCAAAGGAAGAAUGUGACGAUACGAAAUAUAUUGUAUCGAAAUGUUAUAAUUAUAAAAAUGAAGAUUAUCAAUGGUUAAUUGAAGUGCCAAGUAAUAAAGCAUCAUGUUCAGGCAAAUCACUUUCUGAGCCACUAUCUGUUCCGUGCAAUUUUGCUUGUGCAAAAGGAGAAACAUUUGAUAAAAAUACACUUGGCUGUAAAGAUUGUGAAACUGGAACAUUUUCUCUUGGUGGUGGUCAUCAAUAUACAUUCGAUGAACUUGAUGGUCUUAGGGGAAUACCAACCGAUAUUUCUCUCAAAGCAACAUCAUUAGUUAGUUCAUAUGAAACUGAAUGUAAAAAAAAUACUGUUUGGCAUGUCAAAGGUAAUGUAUUGCAAGGUGAUGUGCAACAUAAUUGUGCUAUUUCUGUCUUGAUUCGAUUUAAACUCCAACGUGCUGGAGCAAUUAGUAUAACAUAUAAUUUACCAACAUCCUAUGUAUUCGCAACUAUGUCAUCACAAUGUGACUUUGGUACGGAUGAUAAAGAUAAUGAUGGAGAUGAUGAUGAUGAUGAUGAUGAUAAUCAAAGUGAUCCAAGAAAAAAAGUUGAUUAUAUGCUUAAACCGACAGGCUAUGGUGUUUGGCACGAAAAAACAAUUAAAAUUGAUACAGCUGGAGAGUAUGAACUUGCAUUAUAUACUUUUGGAAUAAAUGCAUUUCAUUUUCCAUUUUCAAUUCGAUCAAUUGUUGUUGAAGGAAGUGCAUUUAUUCAAGAAUGUAUUACAUGUCCACCAGGUACAUAUGCUGCCAAGUCAAAGUCUAGUACUUGUACACCUUGUCCAAAAGAUACAUAUACAGCAGAUGAAGGUUCUACUAAAUGUUUACCAUGUCUAGGUGGUUACUAUGCAGAUGAAGGAUCAUCAAAGUGCACAAAAAGACCAGUAUGUGAAGCAAAACACUUUCAAAAAGUAUUUACCGGAUGUGAUAAAUCUAAUGUGGCAACUGUUGAAUAUCAACCAAUUCAACCAAAAAUUUGUAUAGGUGAUGCUCCUUCGGCAGAGAUGAAGCAAUCACCUUGUGGUACAUGUAAUCCUGGAAUGUAUAAAAAUAAAAACACAAAUACAUGUGAAUUCUGUCCGUCAAAAACUUAUUCAAAUGGAACAGUAGCUGAGUGUGUAAAAUGUACAAAUGAUUUAUCACUUGUACCUGGCUUAUAUUAUAAAAUUUGGAAUGAACUUCCAAUGUUUCUUAAGAGAAGUUAUAUAUCAUUUGAUCAAACUAAUGCUAUAAAUCUAGAUUAUCAUAGUCAAAGUUGGAUACCAAGUAUAGAAUAUAUAUCAUCUCAAGCAGUACCUGACGUUGUUUCCGCAUUGAGUUUAACAAUUACAAAAGGUUUUCGUCAAUUAGAACUAUCAAAAACUACAAAAGAAUAUGGAACAUUAUCUUUUAAGUUUUCACUUGGAUGUGAAUCAUCAUGUACAUUGUUCUUAGUAGCUCAAGAUAUUGAUGAUGAUGAUGCUGAUGAUUGGUUAGUUAUUCAUAGAUGGCAUAUGGAUAAAAAAUCUGAACAUAAAGAUAUAAUUGAUUAUAAAUAUUCAAUUACUAGUCCAGAUUCAGUUAUAUUUAACUGGCUUUUUACAUCAGAUGAUCAAGAACAAGGUACUGAUGAAGUCCGUAUCUAUGAAAUUCUUGUUACAAAUACACAAGUCGGAGGAUCUGAUCGAUGUGUUACUUGUUUAACAACGAAUCAACAAGAAACAGAAUGUAAAUCCUGUACUCCUGGAAAUAUUUUAUCAAAUAAUACAUGUAUUGCUUGUCCGAAAUCGACUAUUGCAACUCGUUUACGAUCUAAUGAUCCAACACCAACAGUAUGUGUACCAUGUCCAAGUAAUACAAUAUCAGAUGAUGGUAUAUCAUGUUAUGUUCCAUGUCAACAAGCAUUCAAUGGAAAUAUUCAAUAUGACUUGAAAGCAAUAUCAACUAUUGAAUUUCAUGGUUCAAAAUUAUUUACACAAAAAGGUAGUGGUUAUUUUCAUGUAUUUAAUGCUACUAUCUGUGGUAAUGCAAGUGUUACUUGUGCUAAAACACCGGAACCGGAUGAACCAAAACGUCGAACAAAUCAAGGUAUAACUGAUUCAAAGUUAUGUCGUAUGGGUUCUGUACCGGAACAAAAUAGUACUUUGGCAUCUGUGGCUUAUAUUGAUGAGUUCGGAGAAGAAUUACUUAAUAUUUCAUUAUCAACAUCAAAAUAUUUUCCUCCACUUCGUUCUGAUUAUAAUUUAACUGAUAUAACACUUGUUUAUCGAGCAAAUCUAUCAGCUCCUGAAACAUGUCGUCAACGUACUACCUAUUUAUCAUUACGAUGUGAUCAUCUAUAUGAUGAUAUAAAACAAAAUUUAUCAUUAAAAUAUAAAUUACAAACACCAAGUGAUUGUUCAACAGGUACUUGUGAUGGAUGUACAUUUCAAUUUCUUUUACGAACACCUCUUGCUUGUCCAACAUGUGAUGAAAGUACAAAUGGUUUUCGAACAUUUCUUGGUCCUUGCAAAUUUGGUCGACAAGAAGUUCGUAAAGUACCUUAUCCAUAUUGUUCACAUAAAUUAAAUGAAAAAGUUGAAAUACGUCGAUGUUCAAUGUUAUCACUGGAAAUUGAAAUAAUUAUUAUUUUAUUUAUUAUAAUUUCAAUUGUACUGAUAUCAUUAGUUAUUAUGUGUUGGAGAAAAAAUAGAAAACUUGAAUAUCGUUAUAUGCAAUUAGUUGAAAAUGCAAAUCCAGAUGAUGAUGCACCAGUUGAUAAUGUUUGUGCUCAAAUUAGCGAUGAAGAAUCAGGUGAUGAAAUACAAUUUAAAAAACCAUCAAAAGCAAAAAAGAUUAUGAAUGUUGUUCGAAAUGCAAUUCGAAAAAAUCCAAACAAUGACCAAUCGGAAUUUUUUAAUGGUGACAGCUUCUUAUUGACAAAUGCAUCAAAAAAUGAUGCUUAA